Molecule: messenger RNA, 318 nt
Organism: Phytophthora infestans T30-4
Lineage: Eukaryota; Oomycota; Peronosporomycetes; Peronosporales; Peronosporaceae
Exons: 2
Coding region: 1-318 (105 amino acids)
Source: RefSeq, a predicted model, not a curated record
AUGUCUGUACAGGAUUUAAAACAUUUGACGGCGCAGCGACAACGUCUCGAGUUCUGGGCUCGCAACUCGCCGCGGCAGAUGGCGACAGACUUUACGUACGCGUCCUCGCCGUCAUCCACAAGCUCAUCGCUGUCUGCGUCCCCACCAGCUAAGUUUAAUGACGGCGCGUGUUAUUUCACUGCGUAUGGCUACGUGCCUCCACCGAGUCGACGGGGCUUCGCAUCCGACAAGAUGUUCGUAACUUGUGGAGGUCAGGUGGUGUCCUUCAUGGAUGGAGUCGUGAACGCUCCACAAGGAGAUUUCCAAUUGGACAAUUAG